AAAUUUUCGAUUCGCUCAAACUAACUCAGGGUUUUUUUCAUGGUGCUCAAAAUUUCGCAAGCCUAAGGUUUCUUUUUUCCGUGAGACUCGAUUUGAAAUCGAUCUUUCAUUUCAAGGAGGAAAAUGGGAAAAGAUCGCAUUUUUCGACCCACUGUCUUCCUGCUAGAUUGCUGAUUACGCUGAUUGUGAGUUAGAAAAAGCCCCAGAAAUGGGGUCAAAAAGCAAGACAAAGAAAGGCAAGGAAGAGAAAAUGAAAGAGAUUGCUGAUGAUGAUGAUGUUUGGUGGUGGUUGGUUCACAAGGGAAUCUGGGUCUCAUUCCUUUGCGUUGCUCUGUUCGCAUUGUUGGUUCGAGUUGCUGUUUCACUCCACCCUUAUUCGGGUGCUGGAAAUUCUCCGAAGUUUGGUGAUUUUGAAGCACAGAGGCAUUGGAUGGAGAUCACUAUCAAUCUUCCAAUCAAGGAGUGGUAUUCCAACACUACGAGCAAUGAUCUCGGCUACUGGGGUCUCGAUUAUCCUCCUCUUACUGCUUACCAGAGUUAUGUUCAUGGUCUUUUACUCAGACUCUUCCACCCUGACUCUGUUGCUCUUUUCACUUCCCGGGGACAUGAAUCCUAUCUGGGAAAACUUCUGAUGAGGUGGACAGUGUUAUCCUCUGAUGCAUUAAUCUUUUUUCCUGCGGUUUGGUAUUUUGUUAUUGCAUAUUAUGCUAGCUGCAGACGUGGCUCCAAGAGUGAAAUUGCUUGGCAUAUUGUAAUGGUUUUGGUUAAUCCGUGUCUCAUCUUAAUCGAUCAUGGUCAUUUUCAGUAUAACUGCAUCAGCUUGGGUCUAACCGUUGGAGCUAUUGCCUCUGUUCUGUCAGACAAAGAUCUUGUAGCUUGUGUGUUGUACUGUCUUGCGCUCAGUCACAAACAGAUGAGUGCAUAUUUUGCUCCUGCAUUUUUCAGCUAUCUCUUUGGUAAAUGCCUGAGGCGUCAGAAUCCUCUCUUUGAAGUGCUCAAGCUGGGCCUUGUGGUCUUAGGAACGUUCUAUGUUGUUUGGUGGCCUUAUCUCCAUUCCAGGGAUGCUCUUUUUGGGGUUCUCUCUCGUUUGGCUCCUUUUGAGAGAGGGAUAUAUGAGGAUUAUGUGGCAAACUUUUGGUGCACUACUUCAGUUAUUGUAAAGUGGAAGAGAUUGUUUACAACACAGUCACUGAAGCUUCUUAGCUUAGGUGCAACUAUCUCUGCUUGUAUGCCUUCAAUGGUUCAGCAGAUAAGGGAUCCAAGCAAGCAAGGUUUCCUUUAUGGGUUGCUUAACAGUGCUUUCGCAUUUUAUUUGUUCUCAUUCCAAGUGCAUGAGAAGUCAAUCCUGUUGCCUCUCCUUCCAGCAACCCUUUUGGCAAUAGAAGAGCCUUUUCUUCUUAAGUGGAUGAUGCUAUACGCCUUGUUCUCAAUGUUUCCUCUUCUAUAUCGUGACAAACUGAUUCUACCGUACAUUGCUCUAUCUGCUUUGUUCCUCCUCCUUUUCCAUGCCCGUAAUAGAAGUCAAGAUGAAAGAGAAACAAAGCCCUUAAAAACAUAUGUGACAACAUUCUUCCUUUUAUGUGCAUUUAUUCUUCAUGUAGUUUACUUAAACAUGCAAGCACCUCACAGAUAUCCUUUCCUUUUUGAAGCUUUGAUUAUGCUGCUUAGUUUUUCACAGUUUGUGAUUCUUGUUAUUUACUCUAAUGCGAAACAAUGGAUGUUGAAACGUGAGACUUUGGUAGUUAAAGAAAAGAAGCUUCUUUGAACUUUUUAUUUGGGAAUGAUAUUUCAUUCUGUUUAUAAGAAAAUGUUAUACAUAUCACUUUUAACUA
This is a messenger RNA of Ziziphus jujuba (common jujube), 1832 nucleotides long. RefSeq names its product probable dolichyl pyrophosphate Man9GlcNAc2 alpha-1,3-glucosyltransferase. The coding region runs from base 209 to 1765 and encodes 518 amino acids. Gene Ontology annotation, biological process: protein N-linked glycosylation. The record is from RefSeq and is a predicted model, not a curated record. The transcript is spliced from 6 exons. Gene Ontology annotation, molecular function: dolichyl pyrophosphate Man9GlcNAc2 alpha-1,3-glucosyltransferase activity. NCBI's taxonomy places the organism in Eukaryota, Viridiplantae, Streptophyta, Magnoliopsida, Rosales, Rhamnaceae. Gene Ontology annotation, cellular component: endoplasmic reticulum membrane.